GAAAAAAUCUUAACAAAUUCUGCUUAAACUAGGUAGAAGUAAUCCCGAGAAGUUCAAUUUUAGCACACUGAUUGCAAAGUUCCCCGAAACCUAGUUGUGGUUUGUGGGUACCGUUCAUUCAACUCACAAGCAGUUCGUGGACGUUUUGUUUUAACGGCCGCCUCUUCAGUGUGCUUCCUCAUGAUGCGUAUUUCACAAACUUGCUGGGUUCCACCGAGCUCGGACGCACACGUGCGGGUUAUUCAGCUGGCGACCACUCGAUCAGACUGAACCCCGUUAGUCCAUCUCUUGGUCGAUUGUACGGCAGCAUCUUGGUUCUCGUGAAACAGUCUCGAGUGAAAGUUUGACCGAUCGUCGCAGAAUGUGGAACGCGUUUGGUCUAGCGGCACUGGUGCUGCUCGCGCAAAUCGAGCUCAAUUUCUCGAGAAUUGCACUCGAGACGUCGACGGUUGACUUUGGCGGCAGCACGAGCGAAGACUACGAGAAAGAUUAUGGUUGCAAGAUAUCUAUGAACAAAGAUCUAAACCUCAAGCAGCCACUGUUUCUCGUGCCGGGGACGAAGCAGUUCAUCACACCGAUCACCAACACAACGGAUCUUUUGUUCCACCAGGGGGAACAGUUGGAACUGUUCUGUACCCGAGGCUUCGGUCAUACCGGGGACAAAUCGAUCGUCACUACGUGUGACGACGGCAACGAGUUUGUCCACAACGGUAAGAUCUACAACAUUUCGCAGCUGGUCUGCAAAGCGCCCGUUUAUCACGUGGCCAGCCGCACCGAAGAAAAGUGCUUCAACAACGCUAGACUCGUGAAAGUCGGCUUCGAACUCGACGAUCGCUUCCUCAAGCUGUACGAAGUAUGCUUCGACGAAGAAACGCUCGGAACCCACUACGUGAAACACGCCCUCUACCCGUGGAACGUCAAACAUCAAUCCUCCAAACGGCCCAGUUUCAUCCAGGGCGACUACUUCCCGGAUCUUAAAAUGUCCAAACUCUACUCGUACGACUCCCAACGGGACGCUCUCGCCAGAAUCCUCGGAUCCCCCGAGCACGCCGACACGUUCCUGAACAAAAAGAAGGACAUCUUCCUCGCCCGCGGCCACCUCGCAGCCAGGGCAGACUUCGUGUACGGAUCGCACCAACGCGCAACCUUCUGGUUCCUCAACGUGGCACCGCAGUGGCAAAAAUUCAACAGCUUCAACUGGCAGCGGGUCGAAACGGGCGUCAAAGAUCUCAUCGCCCAGCGUGGCCUCGAAGUCACGGUCUACACCGGAACGUACGGAAUCCUCGAACUGCCCGACGCCAACGGAGACAUGCAGCAAAUCUUCCUCGACUUUGAUCCAAACAACGGCGGACGCGUUCCGGUGCCCAGAGUGUUCUACAAAAUCCUACACGACGAGUGGCACGACGCGGGAAUCGCGUUGAUUGGCGUCAACAACCCGCACGCGAUGCCCGAGCAAAUCCAGCAGGAUUACGUGUUCUGUGAGGAUGUUUCCGACCAGAUCAAGUGGCUCAAGUGGAAGCCGGAGAACAUCUUGGGAGGAUAUUCGUAUGCUUGUGACGUAAACGAGUUCAACGCGGUGACGAAGCACUUGCCGCUGGGGAAGGUUGAAAAGUUGCUAGUUUAGGAUUCAAGUAAG
Molecule: messenger RNA, 1636 nt
Organism: Culex pipiens pallens (northern house mosquito)
Lineage: Eukaryota; Metazoa; Arthropoda; Insecta; Diptera; Culicidae
Exons: 2
Coding region: 362-1624 (420 amino acids)
Biological process (GO): apoptotic DNA fragmentation
Cellular component (GO): mitochondrial inner membrane; nucleus
Molecular function (GO): nucleic acid binding; metal ion binding; RNA endonuclease activity
Source: RefSeq, a predicted model, not a curated record